Messenger RNA from Pteronotus mesoamericanus, 4573 nucleotides. RefSeq names its product UDP-glucose glycoprotein glucosyltransferase 2 (gene UGGT2). The coding region runs from base 1 to 4533 and encodes 1510 amino acids. Lineage: Eukaryota; Metazoa; Chordata; Mammalia; Chiroptera; Mormoopidae. Gene Ontology annotation, cellular component: endoplasmic reticulum. The transcript has 39 exons. The record is from RefSeq and is a predicted model, not a curated record. Gene Ontology annotation, molecular function: UDP-glucose:glycoprotein glucosyltransferase activity.
AUGGCAAAGGCCGCCGACGUGGUGCGGCUACUCCUGGGCAACCCGGUGCUGUGGUUUACGCUGCUGUGCCCCGGGACGGCCUCCGCAUCCAAGGCGGUGACGGCUCACUUGGCCGCGAAGUGGCCCGAGACCCCGCUGCUGCUGGAAGCCAGUGAAUUUUUGGCAGAAGAAAGUAAUGAAAAAUUUUGGCAGUUUUUGGACACUGUAAAAGAAUUAGCGAUUUAUAAGCAAACAGAGUCAGAUUAUUCUUACUACAACUUAAUCCUGAAGAAAGCCGGGCAAUUCUUAGACAAUUUACAUGUAAAUCUCUUAAAGUUUGCUUUCUCUAUAAGAGCAUACUCUCCAGCUAUUCAGAUGUUUCAACAGAUUGCAGCUGACGAGCCGCCACCAGAUGGUUGUGAUGCGUUCGUGGUUGUCCAUAAGCAGCACACCUGUAAAGUUAAUGAGGUGAAAAAGCUGCUGAAGAAGGCCGCUGCAAGGCCCAGACCUUAUCUUUUUGAAAGGGAUCAUAAAUUUCCUACAAACAAAGAAAACUUACCAGUGGUUAUUCUCUAUGCAGAAAUGGGUACCAGAUCAUUUGGUAAAUUUCACACAGUAUUGUCUGAAAAAGCUCAAAAUGGGGAAAUUCUGUAUGUUCUUCGUCAUUAUAUUCAGAAACCAGCAUCACGGAAAAUGUACUUAUCUGGCUACGGUGUGGAGCUGGCAAUUAAGAGUACAGAAUACAAAACGCUGGAUGACACCCACGUUAAAGCCGUGUCUAAUGCUACUGUUGAAGAUGAGAUUGAAAUGAAUGAAGUUCAAGGAUUUCUCUUUGGAAAACUCAAAGAAAAGUAUUCGGAUUUGAGGGCGAACCUGACAGCAUUCCAAAAGUACCUGAUCGAGAGCAGCAAGGAAAUGACGCCUUUGAAAGUCUGGGAGCUACAAGAUCUUAGUUUUCAAGCAGCUUCUCAAAUAAUGGCUACUCCAGCUUAUGAUGCCUUAAAAUUAAUGAAAGACAUUUCGCAGAACUUCCCCAUAAAAGCCAGGUCCCUUACCAGAAUUGCUGUAAAUCAACAUAUGAAGAAGGAAAUACAGAAAAAUCAACAGGACCUUCUCAAUAGAUUUGAAAUUCACCCAGGUGAUGCUUCUCUGUAUAUAAAUGGACUUCGUGUGGAUGUGGAUGCUCAUGAUCCUUUUAGUAUGUUGGAUAUGCUGAAGCUAGAAGGAAAGAGGAUGCACGGCCUUCACAAACUCGGGAUCAACAGAGAAGAUAUUAGCAAAUUUUUAAAAUUAAGUUCACACGUCAGGGACAAUAACUAUGUAUUAGACAUUAGGCAUUCUUCAAUAAUGUGGAUUAAUGACUUAGAAAAUGAUGGCUUGUACGCUGCAUGGCCUGCAAGUUACCAGGAACUUGUGAAACCAGUAUUCUCUGGAAAAAUACCUUCCAUAAGGCGGAAUCUUCAUAAUUUGGUUCUGUUUAUUGAUCCUGCUCAAGAAUAUACCUUGGAUUUUAUAAAACUUGCCGAACUUUUAUAUUAUCAUAAAAUUCCUGUCAGAAUUGGCUUUGUGUUCAUUGUCAAUACAGAUGAUGAAAUGGAUGGGACAGGCGAUGCUGGGGUUGCCCUUUGGCGGGCUUUCAACUACGUUGCAGAGGAGCACGACGUGUCCCAAGCGUUUGUUUCCAUUGCUCACAUGUACCAAAACGUGAACAAUCAAAAUAUACUCACUGUGGACAAUGUGAAGAGUGUUCUCCAAAAUGAAUUUCCUUAUGCUAAUAUUUUGGAUAUUUUGGGAAUUCAUUCUAGAUACGAUGAUAAAAGAAAGGCAGGAGCAAGCUUUUACAAGAUGACCGGCCUGGGUCCUUUGCCUCAAGCUCUUUAUAAUGGUGAGCCCUUUAAACAUGCGCAGCAGGAUAUUCAAGAACUAGAGGCAGCUCUUCUCCAAAAGAUGAUGGAUAUGACCAUAUAUUUACAAAGGGAAGUUUUUAUGGGCACAUUAAAUGAUCGAACAAAUGCAGUUGAUUUCCUUAUGGAUAGGAAUAAUGUUGUAUCCCGUAUAAAUCAUUUGAUUUUGUACACUGAAUGGCAAUACCUUAAUUUAAUAUCUACCUCAGUAACUGCAGAUGUUGAAGAUUUCUCUACUUUCUCUUUCUUGGAUUCACAAGAUAAGAGUGCUGUAAUUGCAGAGAACAUGUCUUAUUUAACCCAAGAAGAUGACGGUGUAAUUUCUGCAGUUACUCUCUGGAUUGUGGCUGAUUUUGACAGACCAUCUGGGAGAAAACUGCUUUCGAAUGCAUUAAAGCACAUGAAAACAAGUUUUCAUAGUCGGUUGGGUGUUAUUUAUAAUCCUACAUCAAAAAUAAAUGAAGAGAGCACAGCUAUUUCCAGAGGAAUUUUGGCAGCUUUUCUCACACAGAAAAACAGCUUUUUGAGAAACUUUCUCAGGAAACUGGCAAGAGAAGAAACUGCUGCAGCUGUUUACUCUGGAGAUAAAAUUAAAGCAUUCCUCACUGAGGGGAUGGAUAAGAAUUCUUUUGAGAAAAAAUAUAAUACUGUUGGAGUGAAUAUUUUUCGAACUCACCAGUUGUUCUGUCGAGAUGUACUUAACUUGCGUCCUGGAGAAAUGGGUAUUGUCAGCAAUGGGAAAUUCUUAGGACCUUUAGAUGAAAAUUUCUGUGCAGAAGAUUUCUCCUUGUUGGAAAGGAUAACAUUUACUAAUUCAGAGAAAAUUAAAGACAUUGUUGAAAAUAUGGCAAUCAACUCAAAGGACAUGAGCGACCUUGUUAUGAAAGUUGAUGCCCUUGUUUCCUCUUUGCCUCUACGUGCGUCUCGUUACGAUGUCACAUUUUUAAAAGAGAAUCACAGCAUCAUCAAGAUAGAUCCUCAGGAAAAUGAUAUGUUCUUUGAUGUCAUUGCCGUUGUUGAUCCACUGACAAGAGCAGCACAGAUGAUGGCCCAGUUACUGACAGUGCUUGGAAAGAUCAUCAACAUGAAGUUAACGUUGUUCAUGAACUGUAAGGGCGAGCUCUCAGAAGCCCCUUUAAAGAGUUUUUACCGAUUUGUUCUGGAACCAGAAGUGACGUUUGUAGCUAAUGGCAUCAUUGAACCAGUAGCAAAAUUCUUGGAUGUCCCUGAAUCACCUCUUCUGACCCUCAACGUGAUUACUCCCGAGGGCUGGUUGGUUGAAACAGUACACAGCAACUGUGACCUUGAUAACAUUCACUUAAAGGACAUUGAGAGAACAGUUGUGGCAGAAUACGAGCUGGAAUACCUACUGCUCGAAGGACAUUGCUUUGACAUGACCACAGAACAGCCUCCUCGGGGUCUGCAGUUCACACUCAGCACAAAAAGUCAGCCUGUCGCAGUUGAUACAAUAGUGAUGGCCAAUCUUGGAUAUUUUCAAUUAAAAGCAAACCCAGGUGCUUGGAUACUGAAAUUACGCCAUGGAAAAUCUGAAGAUAUUUAUCAAAUAGUUGGGCAUGAAGGAACUGACUCCCAGUCACACCCAGGAGAUGUCAUUGUUGUGUUAAACAGCUUCAAAAGCAAAAUACUGGAAAUACAAGUGAAAAAAAAGCCAGGCAAAAUUAAGGAAGAUAUCCUGAGCGAUAAAGGUGAAAAAAAAGGAAUGUGGGACUCCAUUAAAAGUUUCACAAGAAGUUUGCGUAAAGAAAAUGACAAAAAGGAAACAGACAUACUGAACAUUUUCUCAGUUGCUUCUGGCCACUUAUAUGAACGCUUUUUAAGAAUUAUGAUGCUUUCUGUCUUACGUAAUACUAAAACACCAGUGAAGUUCUGGUUCCUAAAAAACUACCUCUCACCGACAUUUAAAGAGGUGAUCCCUCACAUGGCUCAGGCAUAUGGGUUCCAGUAUGAACUGGUCCAAUAUAAGUGGCCCCGCUGGCUUCAUCGACAGACGGAAAAGCAAAGGGUUAUUUGGGGUUACAAAAUUCUGUUUCUUGAUGUCCUUUUUCCUCUGGCAGUGGACAAAAUCAUUUUUGUUGAUGCCGACCAGAUCGUGAGGCAUGACCUGAAGGAGCUGCGGGACUUCGACCUGGACGGAGCCCCUUAUGGGUACACCCCGUUCUGUGAUAGCCGCACUGACAUGGACGGGUAUCGCUUCUGGAAGAAGGGAUAUUGGGCAUCACAUCUUUUAAGAAGGAAAUACCAUAUCAGUGCUUUAUACGUAGUGGAUCUCAAGAGGUUCCGGAGAAUCGCUGCAGGGGACAGGCUCCGGGGCCAGUACCAGGCCCUCAGUCAGGACCCAGGAAGCCUCUCAAACCUGGAUCAGGAUCUUCCCAAUAAUAUGAUUUACCAAGUUGCCAUCAAGUCCCUUCCUCAGGACUGGCUGUGGUGCGAGACCUGGUGUGACGACGAAUCCAAGCAGAGAGCCAAGACCAUUGACCUGUGCAAUAAUCCCAAAACAAAAGAACCCAAACUAAAAGCUGCUGCCAGGAUUGUCCCAGAAUGGGUGGAAUAUGACAGAGAGAUCCGGCAACUGUUGGACCACCUGGAAAACAAGAAGAAAAAUGCAAUUUUGGCACAUGAUGAACUCUAGCAUUGGCUUUUAUGAGAAAGAAGAUAAACGUAUGACAAGA